GUCGUGGCAGUCGGAAGUCGGCUCUCUACGAUGAGCUGCUGAGCCGCGGAUGUGUUUACCAAGCGCGUCACGGCUUUGAGCGGCCGGGUUGGUUUGUACCCUCCUCGGGCAGCCAAGAGGCUCUCAGCUAUGACUUCUAUGGUGCCUAUGAGGAGGGCGCUUGGCGACUGGGCGAAGCCGAUCAUCCUGAUAUUCCCAAGCAUGAAAGCCACGAGUACCUGGACCUUGUUGAGGGAGAGCUGACUUUUGACUGGCCUCAGAGUCAUGCCACCGUCGCGGAGGAGUGCCGUGCCGCACGCGAAGGCGUGGCCGUCUUCGACCAGUCCUACUUCGGCAAGUUCUACUUGAACGGACCGGACGCAGACCAAGCCGUUCAGUACCUGUGUGGUGCAGACAUGGAGAACAAGCGAAUAGGAUCCGUGACCUACACGCCUUUGUGCAACUCUCGUGGUGGUGUGGAGGCCGAUCUCACCGUGACGAAGUUGCAGAACCCCAAGGGCGACAACUGCUACUACUUCGCGGCAGGUGGCAACACGGCCACAAAGGACUUAGCCUGGAUCCGGAAGGUUUUAGAGGACCAGAACUUUGAUGCACACAUCGAGGAUCACAGUGAGUCUAUGACCCUCAUCUCAGUGCAGGGGCCCCAUAGCCGGCGCUUGCUUCAGUCUUUGACUGACUCAGACAUGAUCGACGAGUCUCUGCCUUUCUCCGGCGCAAAGCACCUGGAGAUCGCCGGGCAUCCGCUCCUGGUCCUUCGGCUCACCUUCGUCGGUGAGCUUGGCUUUGAGCUGCACACUCCCGCCGAGUCCGCAGUUGCGGUCUACCGCGCCGUGCACGCCGCCGGGGCGAAGCUUUCCGAGCUUGAGGGCAUUCCAGUGCGGGAUGCAGGGUAUAGGGCUAUAGACAGCCUGUCCGCGGAAAAGAACCUCCGCCACUGGCACGCGGACCUUAGCAACCGGGACACUCCGCUGGAGGCAGAUGGGAGCACAGAAGGACAAGUCACAAAUCACCUAAGUACUGUUCCGUCGAACACACCCUUCAAUGGUCCUUAUCUAAUAUAG
This is a messenger RNA of Symbiodinium necroappetens, 1061 nucleotides long. The record is from the annotation of a GenBank genome assembly. Lineage: Eukaryota; Dinophyceae; Suessiales; Symbiodiniaceae.